Messenger RNA from Colletotrichum karsti, 1446 nucleotides. RefSeq lists its product as uncharacterized. The transcript is spliced from 4 exons. Gene Ontology annotation, cellular component: extrinsic component of mitochondrial inner membrane. The record is from RefSeq and is a predicted model, not a curated record. Gene Ontology annotation, biological process: mitochondrial respiratory chain complex IV assembly. Bases 1 to 1446 code for a protein of 481 amino acids. NCBI's taxonomy places the organism in Eukaryota, Fungi, Ascomycota, Sordariomycetes, Glomerellales, Glomerellaceae.
AUGGAGCCUGCUUUGCGACGAGCAGCUUCAAGCGUCUGCGGACAGUUCCACUCGACCCGGGCCCUCCAUUCCACUGUUUCGAGGAAAUCAAAAGCCAACAAUGUGACGACGCGACAGUUCUCCUCGACUCCCAAGGCUGCAAGUGAAGCUGCUGCUGCGAAAGCUACGAACACCGAGAAUCCGACUCCGAAACUCGGUUCUGACGAUCUCUUCCACUCCUUCACGAACUCUCCAAUCCCCGAGAUCCGGCGUCGUGCGGCCUUCAUGCGACAGCACGCAUACUGCCCGCACCCGGACCACCGAGCGACUCGAGUCCCCACGAUUGCUCCCCACGGUGAUGAGAACACCGCGAAGACCGGAAACCUUGCGCCGGCGCACGUCGACUUCGAAUGUCCCGAUUGUGGAGUCCCCGUUUACUGCAGCAAGGAGCAUUGGAUGGACGACUACGAAGCCCACCUGGAGAUUUGCGAUACCCUGAAGGAGAUCAACGAGGACGAUCAUGACCUACGAUCUGGCCGUGCCUUCCCGGAGUUUGUCAUGGCCGAUGACCAAAUGCCUGAGGCUGUUGUCAACAUGACCAACUGGGAUACGUUCAUGUACAGCCGAGAGUUUGAGGCCAUCAACGAUGAGCGCAGCAUGAGACAGGUCACAAAGAUGCUCACAUAUCCUAUCACAAUUGGCAGCAUCCUUCAUGAACUCAGCCCCUACAGUGUCAAGCAAGGCGAGAGACUGACAAACGAGGGCCUGAAGAGUUUGAGUGCUUUGCGCUAUACUCUUCAUCCUCCUCUGUCUGGCAAGGGAACCGACAUGAAGGAUCUGCGCCCGGAAGCGCCUCCUGUGCGAGUGUUCUGCCUGGGUGCCCGCGCGGAAUCCUCGCUGCCGAGAAAUGUAUGGCUUCAGCUGGCUCACCUGUUCCCCGAGAGCAAGAUUCACCUCAUCUUCAUCGGCCCUGAGAGCAUGGCGAACAGAGACGAUGAGUUUCCACUCCCGCCUAGAACUCCCGAGAAUCCCUUCGGCAUGGUCGUGGAGGAUCGGAUAUCGCAUAAGCUGAAGAUCAGCACCAUUGUGGAUUACUACCACACUAUUCACAAGACUGGGUACUUUGCGCCGUACGACCCGUACUUUGACUGCUUUUGUCUAUUCCACCCCGGAUUGGGUCACCCGGCGAGCAGCCACGAGUGGUCCGAGACUCUCCCGAUGCUUCUUGAGACCAAGCUACCCAUCAUCGCCACCGGCUACACGCAGUUCGACAUGGAGCGAGACAUUGAAUGGGUUCGUAAGACAGCCGCUGGCGAGUUUGAUAUGUUGUUGGAGCCCGGCGAGAACCUCUUCCGCAGCAUGAGAUGGGAUCUGAAUGAUUUGGACCCUCAGGAUGUAAGCUGCGGAAACUGGGGAGUCUGGGCCUUCCGUGGAAAGAGAUAUGAGACGGCCACGAAGGAUGAUUAA